AUGUCUUCGAAUCUUAAAAUUAAGGAUUGGUUUGAAAAUAAAAAUAAUCUUUCGCUUGUUGCCGAAGGAAAAACGAAAAAAAUUUGGCGAUCUUCAUUGAAUGAUCAAAAUGAUUUUGAAAAAUAUGUAUUAUUGGAAAGUAAAGAUCAAAUAACAGCAUUUAACGCUCAGCGAUGUGAUAUUAUUCAUGGAAAAGCUAAAUCAGCAAAUGCGACUACAUGCAAUAUUUUCAAAUAUCUUCAUGCAUUAGGAUUAGAAACUCAUUUCGUCGAAACUUUUAAUGAAAAUUCAUUUAUUGCAUUAAAUUGUGUGAUGGUUCCUUUGGAAUGGGUAGCAAGACGAAUAGCAACUGGAUCGUUUCUUAAGCGAAAUCCUGGCGUUCCUGAAGGCUUUGUAUUUUCAGAGCCAAAAAUUGAGAUUUUUUAUAAAGAUGAUGCAAACAAUGAUCCCCAAUGGUCUGAAGAACAAAUUUUGGCUCGAAAAUUUAUUUUCAAUAAUAUUUUAAUUGGAAAAAAUGAAAUUGAUUUAAUGAAAUUACAAACUGAUUUAGUAUUUCGUUUACUUGAAAAAGCUUGGGCAUACGCUGAUUGCACAUUAAUCGAUCUCAAAAUUGAAUUUGGUAUUACUUCUAAAGGAAAAAUAAUAGUAGCUGAUGUUAUCGAUAAUGAUAGUUGGAGAGUUUGGCCGGCAGGUUAUCGCCAAUUUCAACUUGAUAAGCAAUUUUAUCGAGAUUUAAAAGUUGUUGAUGACACAGCUAUAAAUCAACUUAAAGAAAAUUAUAAUAAAGUAGCAAAUAUUACUAAGGAAUUUAAUAGAGAUUCCAUUGGACAAGUUGUAAUCGUUAUGGGAUCCUCCAGUGAUUCUAAUAUUGCUAAAUCGAUCAGUGAAAAACUUGAAUACUUCGGGAUAAAAUCUGUUCAGCGAAUUGCUUCUGCGCAUAAAACCACUCUUAAGGUCCUCGAUAUUAUAGCUGAAUUUGAAAGAAAUAGCAUACCAACGGUAUUCAUCGCUGUCGCUGGUUUAAGCAAUGGCUUAGGACCUGUAAUAACGGGCAAUACAUGCCAUCCAGUUAUCAACGUACCUAAUCUUAAUUCUGAAUGGGGCAAAAGCGAUCUGUGGUCAUCUUUGAGAAUGCCUUCAGGUAUGGGAUGUACGACGGUUUUAAGUUCGGAUGAAGCUGCAAUGGCUGUUGCAAGAAUAUUUUCUUUAAAUGAUUACAUGAUUUAUGGACGAAUUGCAGUUAAAAGAUAUCAAAAUUAUCUAUCAAUUUAA
Messenger RNA from Dracunculus medinensis (Guinea worm), 1272 nucleotides. Lineage: Eukaryota; Metazoa; Nematoda; Chromadorea; Rhabditida; Dracunculidae. The record is from the annotation of a GenBank genome assembly.